UAUGUAAUAAACGUCAAUAAAUUGGUGAAAGCAGAAUUGAGUUGACUCGGGCGAGUGGCGCACUCGUGUGCUUUUAAUUAGGUCACAGGUUGGGGUUUUUUAAGGUUUAAAAAUCCUUGUUUGACUCAAAAGCAGGGAAGGGUGGAGAAGAAGGUGAAGAGUGAGUAGAUCUGAGUGUGAAGCAAAUUCUCCCAAAGUUUUCAUUUUUUUUCAAUCAAAAGGGUUUUCAAGAGAUGCUCUGAACCUUCUUCUACUGUUCUGGUUCUCCAAUCACUCUCACUCUCACACUAAGCCUCGCCCGUGUUUCAACAAGCUUGUUCUUCCCAUAACCCUUCAAUCCAGACAACUGAAGAGAGUCAUGGCCAUGAACCAUGUCAGGUCUGUUAGACACAUUCUUACCACCAAAGAAGCAGUUGUGGUUGCAUGCCAACGAACUUACGCCACUGGUAAAGCAAAGAAAGGAUCUAAAGGGGGUGGAGCUGGUGAUGCACCCAAAGCAUCAACUCUUAGCAAAGAAGUCAAGUCAAGUACAGUUGUAGGUGCCAACAUUCUCAAGGAAGGAACUGAUCCAAAAAUCCAGCCUGAUUCGGAAUACCCGGACUGGUUGUGGCAUCUGCUUGAUAAACGCAUGGCACUAAGUGAACUGCGUAGGAAGAACAUCGAAACACUACCUUAUGAAGAUCUAAAACGCUUUGUUAAGCUGGAUAACCGAGCAAGGAUCAAGGAGAAUAACUCUGUCAAGGCAAAGAACUGAUUUAAUGGUCAAACAGUGAAAUUAGGGGGAUGUGGAGUUGAAAUAACACUCUGGAGUUUUUCCAUUUCUUUUAUUUUUUUUUGUGGUUCUGUCUUCUGGGAUUCCUUUGAGUAUUGGCUUACAUGUAUGCAAAUCAUUAAACGGAACAAAAUCCAAAGAAUUGCAUGAUUUAGCACUUCUGUUGUUUCUUUUCUUUCUACCAUUUUGCAGUUUGUUUUUAUUUUUCCCUUGGAUGCUUGGUAAGUGCUUUUGUUGAUUGAACAGAACCUUAUUAAUCA
This is a messenger RNA of Cajanus cajan (pigeon pea), 1032 nucleotides long. RefSeq lists its product as uncharacterized. Gene Ontology annotation, cellular component: mitochondrial large ribosomal subunit. NCBI's taxonomy places the organism in Eukaryota, Viridiplantae, Streptophyta, Magnoliopsida, Fabales, Fabaceae. Gene Ontology annotation, molecular function: structural constituent of ribosome. The record is from RefSeq and is a predicted model, not a curated record.